AUGAAGAAGAAGGUCCUUUGUUCGUCCCACAACUAUCUGCGCUCGGACCGUCUGCGCUCGGACCCGUCUGCGCUCGGACCCGUCUGCGCUCGGACCCGUCUGCGCUCGGACCCGUCUGCGCUCGGACCCGUCUGCGCUCGGACCCGUCUGCGCUCGGACCCGUCUGCGCUCGGACCCGUCUGCGCUCGGACCCGUCUGCGCUCGGACCCGUCUGCGCUCGGACCCGUCUGCGCUCGGACCGUCUACUGCGCUCGGACCGUCUACUGCGCUCGGACCACGUUUGAGACGUUGAGCGUGGGUCGGCGCGGCGUGAACGGUUGGAGCGUGGUUAUUGACGGCUGUGUUUACUUUCUGCAGCAGAACAAACCGGACGAUGAACCGAGUAAUGGGCUGUAA
Molecule: messenger RNA, 396 nt
Organism: Knipowitschia caucasica
Lineage: Eukaryota; Metazoa; Chordata; Actinopteri; Gobiiformes; Gobiidae
Source: the annotation of a GenBank genome assembly